Messenger RNA from Engraulis encrasicolus (European anchovy), 6067 nucleotides. RefSeq lists its product as uncharacterized. The record is from RefSeq and is a predicted model, not a curated record. The coding region runs from base 19 to 5676 and encodes 1885 amino acids. Lineage: Eukaryota; Metazoa; Chordata; Actinopteri; Clupeiformes; Engraulidae. The transcript has 5 exons.
CAGUCAAUUCAUUCAAUCAUGGCUUCAUGCUUAGUGUGUGACUCCACAGUCCACAGAGCUGGACGGAAUGCCCUUCAAUGUGACCAUUGCUCAGGAUGGCAACACAGAAGAUGCAAUACCGGUAUAUCGCAAGACCUCUCAAACCAGCUGCACAACGGACAUGCGGACAUCAAGUGGACCUGCAACAAAUGCUGUGACAUGACUGCCACAGAUCGAUCCUCUGGAGACCAUCACCCUGCGUCCACACCCUUGCUGGAUGAACCCUGGUCCCCUGCGUCCUGGGCAGCACCCAUGGAGGAGCCCCUAGAUGACCAUCCAGGUGGAUCAUCUUACGAAGUUGUCGAGGCUGGGACAAAGAGAGGACGUCCGCAGUUGAUCGACAACCUGGGCUUCUGUUUUAGCAUUGUCCAUCGUCUCGCCAACUCCAUAACCUGGAGAUGUACUGCCCGUCCGGUAGGCGCACCAUGCAGAGCCAAAGUGGUGGAGCGUGAUGGCACGUUUGAAGCAGGACAGCACCAGCACAACCACGCACCCAACAUUGGCGCUGCCACAGCAGUCAAAGUUGCAGCCCGCGUGAAGAGAGAGGCAGCGAGUGACUUGUCUAAGUCGGCAGCAGCCAUCGUUCAAGAGGUGUUGCUCGAGGAACUCAGUGAUGCAACUUGCUCAGCACUCUCAAAGCCGGGAGCCUUGGCAAGGGCAGCCAAUCGCCAUCGCCAGAAGAUUAGACCAUCCUUUUCCAGAGGGAAUGUCAGAGUGAGCAGGGUCAACAAACGGCGACACCCUGCAUCCGCACCACCCCCAGUUGCCUCCUUGGACCCUGCAUCCCAAACAGGGACCAACACGUCCACGGAGGAGUCCCAACCAAUGGAAGAUAUGAUGUCGGACAACCAGCCAGCGGCAUCGUCUUACAAAGUUGUCGAGGCUGGGACAAAGAGAGGACGUCCACAGUUGAUAGACAAGUUGGGCUUCUGUUUUAGCAUUGUCCAUCGUCUCGCCAACUCCAUAACCUGGAGAUGUACUGCCCGUCCAGUAGGCGCACCAUGCAGAGCCAAAGUGGUGGAGCGUGAUGGUACGUUUGAAGCAGGACAACACCAGCACAACCACGCACCCAAUGUCAGCGCUGCCAGAGCAGCCAAAGUUGCGGCCCGCGUGAAGAGAGAGGCAGCGAGUGACUUGUCUAAGCCGGCAGCAGCCAUCGUUCAAGAGGUGUUACUCGAGGAACUCAGUGAUGCAACUUGCCCAGCACUCUUAAAGCCGGGAGCCUUGACAAGGGCAGCCAAUCGCCAUCGCCAGAACCUGAGACCACCAUCCUCUCAGGGGAACGUUCGAGUGAGCAGGGUCAACAAACGGCGUCACCCUGUAGAACAUGCAAUACCGGUAUAUCGCAAGACCUCUCCAACCAGCUAUGUCAAAGAGAUGCAGACAUCGAGUGGACCUGCAACAAAUGCAUCCACACCCUUGCUAGUUGCUGCCUUGGCCCCUACAUCCCAGACAGGGAACAACACGUCCAUGGAGGAGUCCCAACCAGGGGAAAGGAAGGUGUUGGACAAUCAGCCAGUGGCAUCAUCUUACGAAAUUGUUGAGGCUGGGACAAAGAGAGGGCGUCCACAGUUGAUAGACAACCUGGGCUACUGUUAUGGUGUUGUUCGUGGUGUACUCAAUGCCGUAACCUGGAGAUGUACUGCCCGUCGGGUAGGCACAGGAUGCAGAGCCACAGUGGUACAGCGUGAUGGUGUGUUUGAAGCAGGCCGGCACCAGCACAACCACGCACCCAACGUUGGUGCUGCCACAGCAGCCAAAGUUGCUGCCCGCGUGAAGAGAGAGGCGGCGAGUGACUUGUCUAAGCCGGCAGCAGCCAUCGUUCAAGAGGUGUUGCUCCAGGAACUCAGUGAUGCAACUUGCCCAGCAAUCUCAAAGCCGGGAGCAUUGGCAAGGGCAGCCAAUCGCCAUCGUCAGAACCUGAGACCAACAUCUUCUCAGGGGAACGUUCGAGUGAGCAGGGUCAAGAAACAGCGACACCCUGCAGAACAUGCAAUACCUGUAUAUCGCAAGACCUCUCCAACCAGCUGUGCAAAGGAAAUGCGGGCAUCGAGUGGACCUGCAACAAAUGCAUCCAUACCCUUGUCAGUUGCCCCCUUGACCCCUACAUCCCAGACAGGGAACAACGCGUCCAUGGAGGAGUCCCAACCAGUGGAAAGGAAGGUGUUGGACAAUCAGUCAGUGGCAUCGUCUUAUGAAGUUUUCGAGGCUGGGACAAAGAGAGGACGUCCGCAGCUGAUAGACAACCUGGGCUACUGUUAUGGUGUUGUUCGUGGUGUACCCGAUGCCGUAACCUGGAGAUGCACCACCCGUCCGGUAGGCACAGCAUGCAGAGCCACAGUGGUACAGCGUGAUGGUGUGUUUGAAGCAGGACGGCACCAGCACAACCACGCACCCAACGUUGGUGCUGCCACAGCAGCCAAAAUUGCAGCCCGCGUGAAGAGAGAGGCAGCGAGUGACUUGUCUAAGUCGGCAGCAGCCAUCGUUCAAGAGGUGUUACUCGAGGAACUCAGUGAUGCAACUUGCCCAGCACUCUCAAAGCCGGGAGCAUUGGCUAGGGCAGCCAAUCGCCAUCGUCAGAACCUGAGACCACCAUCCUCUCAGGGCAAUGUUAGAGUGAGCAGGGUGAAGAAACGACACCCUGCAGAACAUGCAAUACCGGUAUAUCGCAAGACCUCUCCAACCGGCUGUGCAGAGGAGAUGCGGACAUCGAGUGGACCUGAAUUGAAUGCAUCCACACCACCGCCAGUUGCCUCCUUGGCCCCUACAUCCCAGACAGGGAACAACGCGUCCACGGAGGAGUCCCAACCAGAGGAAGGGAAGGUGUUGGACAAUCAGUCAGUGGCAUCAUCUUACGAAGUUGUUGAGGCUGGGACAAAGAGAGGACGUCCGCAGUUGAUAGACAACCUGGGCUACUGUUAUGGUGUUGUUCGUGGUGUACUCAAUGCCAUAACCUGGAGAUGUACUGCCCGUCCGGUAGGCACACCAUGCAGAGCCACAGUGGUACAGCGUGAUGGUGUAUUUGAAGCAGGCCGGCACCAGCACAACCAUCGACCCAAUGUCGGCGCUGCCACAGCAGCCAAAGUUGCAGCCCGCGUGAAGAGAGAGGCGGCGAGUGACUUCUCUAAGUCGGCAGCUCUCAUCGUUCAAGAGGUGUUGCUCGAGGAACUCAGGGAUGCAACUUGCACUGCACUCUCAAAUACAGUAGCCUUGGCGAGGGCAGCCAAUCGCCAUCGGAAGAAGAUCAGACCAUCCUUUUCCAGAGGGAAUGUCAGAGUGCUCAGGGUCAACAAACGGCGACACCCUGCAUCCGUACCACCGCCAGUUGCCCCCUUGGCCCCUGAAUCCCAAACGGGGAACAACGCAUCCAUGGAGGAGUCCCAACCAGUGGAAGAGAUGGUGUCGGACAACCAGCCAGUGGCAUCAUCUUAUGAAGUUGUCGAGGCUGGGACAAAGAGAGGACGUCCGCAGUUGAUAGACAACCUGGGCUACUGUUAUGGUGUUGUUCGUGGUGUACCCGAUGCCGUAACCUGGAGAUGCACCACCCGUCCGGUAGGCACAGGAUGCAGAGCCACAGUGGUACAGCGUGAUGGUGUGUUUGAAGCAGGCCGGCACCAGCACAACCACACACCCAACGUUGGUGCUGCCACAGCAGCCAAAAUUGCAAUCCGCGUGAAGAGAGAGGCGGCGAGUGACUUCUCUAAGUCGGCAGCUCUCAUCGUUCAAGAGGUGUUGCUCGAGGAACUCAGUGAUGCAACUUGCCCAGCACUCUCAAAGCCGGGAGCAUUGACAAGGGCAGCCAAUCGCCAUCGGAAGAAGAUUAGACCAUCCUUUUCCAGAGGGAAUGUCAGAGUGCUCAGGGUCAACAAACGGCGACACCCCGCAUCCGUACCACCGCCAGUUGCUCCCUUGGCCCCUGCAUCACUAACGGGGAACAAGGCAUCCAUGGAGGAGUCCCAACCAGUGGAAGAGAUUGUGUUGGACAACCAGCCAGUGGCAUCAUCUUACGAAGUUGUCGAGGCUGGGACGAAGAGAGGGCGCCCACAGCUGAUAGACAACCUGGGCUACUGCUUUAGAGUUGUCUAUCGUGCAUCCAAUGGCGUCACAUGGAGAUGUACUGCCCGUCGGGUAGGCACAGGAUGCAGAGCCACAGUGGUACAGUGUCAUGGUGUAUUUGAAGCAGGCCGGCACCAGCACAACCACACACCCAACGUUGGCGCUGCCACAGCAGCCAAAAUUGCAAAACGUGUGAAGAGAGAGGCAGCAAGUGACUUGUCUAAGCCGGCAGCAGCCAUUGUUCAAGAGGUGUUACUCGAGGAAGUUGGUGACAUGCCUUGUCCGGCACUCCCAAAGCCGGAAACCUUGGCAAGGUUAGCAAAUCGCCAUCGGCAGAACAUGAGACCAUCAUUCUCCCAGAAGAAUGUCCAAGUGAGUAGGGACAACGAAAGCCUGCCCUUGGCCCCUGCAUCCCAGACAGGGAAGAACACAGCCAUGGGGGAGUCCCUAGAAGAGCAACCAGUGGAAGAGACGGUGUUGGGUGACCAGCCAGUGGCAUCGUCUUACGAAGUUGUUGAGGCUGGGACGAAGAGAGGGCGCCCACAGCUGAUAGACAACGUGGGCUACUGCUUUAGAGUUGUCCAUCGUGCAUCCAAUGGCGUCACCUGGAGAUGUACUGCCCGUCGGGUAGGCACAGGAUGCAGAGCCACAGUGGUGGAGCGUGAUGGUGUAUUUGAAGCAGGCCGGCACCAGCACAACCAUAGACCCAACGUCGGCGCUGCCACAGCAGCCAAACUCUUCGCCUGUGUGAGGAGAGAGGCGGCGAGUGACUUGUCUAAGUCGGCAGCAGCCAUCGUUAAAGAGGUGUUGCUCAAGGAAGUCAGUGAUGCACCUUGCCCAGCACUCUUAAAGCCGGGAGCAUUGGCAAGGGCAGCCUAUCGAAUUCGGAAGAAGAUGAGACCAUCAUUGUCCAGGGGGGUCAUCCGAGUGAGCGGGGACAUGGAACGCAGACACUCUGUAUCCACAUCCUCACCAGUUCCCCCCUUGUCCACUGUUUCUCAGACAAUGAACAAAGAGUCCACGGAGGAGUCCCAUGAAGUCCAGCCAGUGGAAAAGAUGGUGUUGGAUGACCAGCCAGUGGCAUCGUCUUAUGAAGUUGUCGAGGCUGGGAGCAAGAGAGGACGCCCACAGCUAAUAAACAACCUGGGCUACUGCUUUGGUGUUGUCCGUCGUGCACCCAACGGCGUAACCUGGAGAUGUACUGCCCGUCGGGUAGGCACAGAAUGCAGAGCCACAGUGGUACAGCGUGAUGGUGUGUUUGAAGCAGGCCGGCACCAGCACAACCACGCACCCAACGUUGGUGCUGCCACAGCAGCCAAAGUUGCUGCCCGCGUGAAGAGAGAGGCAGCGAGCGACUUGUCUAAGUCGGCAGCAGCCAUCGUUCAAGAGGUGUUGCUCAAGGAAGUCAGUAAUGCACCUUGCCCAGCACUCUCAAAGCCGGGAGCCUUGGCAAGGUUAGCAAAUCGGCAUCGGCAGAACCUGAGACAAAACCCGCCAAGCAAGCGAAACCGACCAAGCAGGGAGAACAAACAGAAGCCAGCAAGCAAGCGUGCAAGAGAAGAUUUUCAGCAAGUGGACUAACUUCGCUAAUUGACUUUUUCCAGCAGACUUUUGUGUGGCUGUAGCCACUUGGGUCAUCCGAGAGGACAUUCGGCAAGUGGACAAGAAAUAAUACUGUGUACGAACAGACAAAAAUCAUUUUAUUUUUUAUUUUUACGUUAACAUUUGAGUUGUUAAAACUGUGUGUCAUGUUGUAAAUAAGGACCUUUUUUGAACUUUUAUUUCAAUGCUUGGAUCUGUCCCGUGUGUCAUGGUUUUGAGCCCUACUGUAACACGCCUAGACGUGUUUGAAUACAAUCACUUUUUGACUUUUACUCCUGCACUGUUCACUGUUUAGACUAUUUCAUUAACUGCGUUACUGUAGUACUUGCACUUGCAUCUUUUCCUUGUUUGCAGUAAAUAAAGGGUGUUU